This is a messenger RNA of Limulus polyphemus (Atlantic horseshoe crab), 559 nucleotides long. RefSeq names its product TBC1 domain family member 30-like. Gene Ontology annotation, cellular component: endoplasmic reticulum. The transcript has 3 exons. The annotation marks the transcript as partial. The record is from RefSeq and is a predicted model, not a curated record. NCBI's taxonomy places the organism in Eukaryota, Metazoa, Arthropoda, Merostomata, Xiphosura, Limulidae.
ACUAAGAUUGACCUUGUAUCUGAUGUAGGACCUCCACCGGACAGGGUGUAGUAUGUUUGGUGGAGAAGAAGCCGAGAUAAACCAGGCACUACUGAAGCGUGUCUUACUGGCGUAUGCACGUUGGAACAAGGCAGUCGGCUAUUGUCAAGGGUUCAACAUGUUGGCGGCCAUUAUUCUGGAGGUCAUGGAAUGGAGAGAAGAGGACGCCCUCAAGGUCAUGAUAUUUCUCAUAGAGGGCGUUCUUCCAGAAGGCUAUUUUGCGAAUCACCUGAGAGGACUUUCCGUGGAUAUGGCUGUAAUUAGAGAUCUACUGCGCAUGCGCUUAAUUUGUCUCUCGCGCCAUUUGGAUAAGCUACAGGCAGAAGCAAGAGACAGUUCUACAGGGGCCAGUUAUGAACCACCACUGACCAAUGUGUUCACCAUGCAGUGGUUUCUCACGCUCUUCUCCACCUGUCUGCCAAAAUCCACUGUUUUACAGGUGUGGGACCUCAUAUUCCUGGAAGGAAACGAAAUUCUUCUUCGAACUGCCCUGGCAAUAUGGGACGGAUUAGCAGAGUAG